Molecule: messenger RNA, 399 nt
Organism: Penicillium paradoxum
Lineage: Eukaryota; Fungi; Ascomycota; Eurotiomycetes; Eurotiales; Aspergillaceae
Exons: 2
Coding region: 1-399 (132 amino acids)
Source: RefSeq, a predicted model, not a curated record
AUGGCCACCACGACCAACCUUUUGUUCAACCUCGACCCCGAGCAUAUCUCAUGCAUCGGAGGUCGGACGGUGAUCACUUGCAAGAGUUGCGCAGGAAAUGCUCCAAGAGGAGCAAUCUGCGCUAGCUGCAAAGGCCGCGGCUUCAAUAUCUUCAUCUGCGCACACUGCAACCCCGCAGCUGCAGUCGCCGCCGCCAGAGAAGCGGCAAACCUCACAGUUGUAGCUGUACCAACUGCCGGCUCCUCGACACUCUCCUCUCCAGGCUCGCUAAGCCGCAGCUCAUCUACUUCUUAUCCUUCGCAUACUGAUCCAAAUGCCGCUCGCUCGUAUGGGUCUGAUCGUGAUAGUAACAGUUGUGGACGGAUUGAUACCAACAUCAAUAGAUCGCGAAACCCAUGA